AUGGAUAUUGGUAACAUGGCUGCGCAUUUUGAAUGCCUAAGGCUUGGUGCAUUGGGUGUCAUUGAUCAUCUGUUGAACGAGCCUAUAGACGGAGCUGCUGUUCGUUUCGCUAUGGACACAGGUGUUUUACAUUAUUGCGCUAAAGGUGUUGAGUUUGGUUGUUCACAAUCAAAACUUCAUGCUGUAAGCAUAAUUGAAAGUAUGCUGCGGACCUCAGAGGGGCUUCAAUACUGCUGCGUCUUGGCUGAUCGGUUUUUCGUCAUAGACAAUCUCCUUAAGAAGCUGCUUGCUUAUAUUCCAACCAUGAUAGUGGAUGAAACUUGUACCCAGAUAUUCCGUCUUGUUGUUUCUUGCUACGCCAAACUCUCCCAAAAAUCCAGGGCUCGUGACGGAUUAAGGUGUUACAUGCCUAUCAUGCUGUUCAACAGGACCUUUGCUGGUUUACGUGCUAAUGACCCAGUUGCUGAUGGCUAUGUGAACCUGCUGUUUCAGAAUCUGCAACUCAGAGCAAUGAAUUAG
Molecule: messenger RNA, 519 nt
Organism: Microthlaspi erraticum
Lineage: Eukaryota; Viridiplantae; Streptophyta; Magnoliopsida; Brassicales; Brassicaceae
Source: the annotation of a GenBank genome assembly